UGCUCUGUCACCGCCGCCGCCGCUUCAGAGGAGAGGACCCGUUUAUUCAGCUGCUGAAUGAGAGACGGAACGGAGGCAAGGAUGAACAGAUAGAGGGAUGAGUGAAUGAAUGAAUGAACGGAUCCCGACCAGGGCUUCUUCCAGAGUACCGAUCCGGUGAGAAGACGCAAACAACGAUUUGGACGUCACUCCACGCUGCACUGACCCAUUAGAACUCAGCAGAGUCCAGUGAAGGCCCGGCCGCAUCAGCAGAAAUGGCUCCAGCAGCCAUGUCUCUGCCUCCAUCCCCUCUUACUUCUCUCCACCCAUCCCGCCUCUCCUCAACCCUCCUCUUCUUCCUCCUCUCCGCCUUUCUCCUGCUGUCGUGUCCUGGAUCUGUGCACGCAGGCUCACAUGAGAAAAACUGCUCAGCCAGUGGAGACCCCUGUCAAGAAGGAGUGGUAUUACCCGUGUGGAACCCUCAGAACCCCUCUGUAGGGGACAAAGUGGCACGGGCCAUUGUUUACUUCGUAGCACUCAUCUAUAUGUUCCUGGGUAUGAGCAUCAUAGCGGACCGAUUCAUGUCUUCUAUAGAGGUCAUAACAUCCCAAGAGAAGGAAAUCACUAUAAAGAGGCCGAACGGUGAGACCACCACCGCCACGGUCAGGAUCUGGAAUGAGACCGUUUCUAAUCUGACUCUAAUGGCUCUGGGUUCUAGUGCCCCCGAGAUACUGCUGUCUGUUAUUGAGGUGUGCGGUCACGGUUUCGAGGCAGGCUCUCUGGGUCCCAGCACCAUCGUGGGCAGUGCUGCCUUCAACAUGUUCGUCAUCAUUGCUCUGUGUGUGUACGUGGUUCCUGACGGAGAGACGCGCAAAAUCAAACACCUUCGGGUGUUCUUCGUCACGGCGGCCUGGAGUAUCUUCGCCUACAUCUGGCUUUAUCUGAUUCUGAGUGUCUCUUCCCCUGGAGAGGUGGAGGUAUGGGAGGCGGUGUUGACCUUCCUCUUCUUCCCCCUCUGUGUGGUCCAGGCCUGGGUGGCCGACCGUCGCCUCCUCUUUUACAAGUACGUCCGAAAGCGUUACCGUGCUGACAAGAACCGAGGCAUCAUCAUUGAAACUGAGGGAGGGAACGAUGGAGGGAUGGGUAUGGCCGGAGGAGCACUGGGUCCGGGGGGUUUCACCAAGAUGGACAUGCUGGAGCUGGAUGGACAGAUGGCAUUAAACUGUCACAGUGGGAUGGACGGAGGGUUGAUGGAAGAGGGAGGAGCUAAGGAUGAAGAGGACGAGGCCAGAAGGGACAUGGCGAGGACGCUGAAGGACCUGAAGCAGAGGCACCCAGACAAAGACAUGGAGCAACUGAUUGAGAUGGCUAAUUAUCAGGUCCUGAUGCAGCAGCAAAAGAGCAGAGCAUUUUACCGUAUCCAGGCAACCAGGAUGAUGAUUGGAGCUGGCAACAUCCUGAAGAAGCACGCCGCCGACCAGGCUCGCAAGGUGGUGAGCAGCCAUGAGACCCAGGCCCAGGAGGAUGACCCUCACACCAUCAGAAUGGAGUUUGAACCCUCUUUGUACCAGUGCUUUGAAAACUGUGGCUCCUUAAAACUGACCGUUGCCAGACACGGAGGAGACCCUGGAGUUACUGUCAAGGUGGAUUAUCGCACAGAGGACGGUACGGCAAACGCAGGUUCAGAUUAUGAGUUUGCGGAGGGAACACUGCUGUUUAAGCCAGGAGAGACCCUCAAAGAGAUCACAGUCGGAGUGAUUGAUGACGACAUCUUUGAGGAGGAUGAGUAUUUCUACGUCCACCUCAGUAACCCUCGAGUGGUUGGUUAUCCUGAGAUUGGUACUGCCCCAUUGGAUGCCAGCGCCACCCCCAAAGCCGUGCUGGGUGACAACCACACAGCCACAGUGACCAUCUAUGAUGAUGAUCACGCAGGUAUCUUUACCUUUGAGAGUGCCAGUCAGAGGGUGAGUGAGAGCGUAGGUGUGAUGGAGGUGAAGGUGCUCAGGACUUCAGGGGCCCGAGGCCUGGUAGCUGUCCCCUACCGAACUGUGGAUGCCUCUGCUAAAGCAGGAGAGGACUAUGAACUGGCAGCUGGCAAGCUGGAGUUUCAGAAUGAUGAGACCAUGAAGAUCAUCGAGGUGAAGAUUAUUGAUGACGAGGAGUAUGAGAAGAACAAGACCUUCACCAUCGAGCUGGGAGAGCCCAUUCUGUUAGAGAUAGGGCAGAAACAUGGCGACUCCAAUGAGAACAAGCCAUUGGUGGGAGCAGAGGAGGAAGAGGUGGCAAAGAUGGGCUGCCCUAGUUUGGGCGAACACACACAAGUAGAGGUGAUCAUAGAAGAGUCCUACGAGUUUAAGAGUACGGUAGAUAAGUUGAUCAAGAAGACAAACCUGGCCUUGGUGGUGGGAAGCAGCAGCUGGAGGGAGCAGUUUGUCAGUGCCGUUACUGUCAGCGCAGGAGACGACGACGAGGAGGAGAGCGGCGAGGAGCGUCUGCCGUCCUGCUUCGACUACAUCAUGCACUUCCUCACCGUCUUCUGGAAGGUUCUGUUCGCCUUCGUCCCGCCCACGGAGUACUGGAACGGCUGGGCCUGCUUCAUUGUCUCCAUAUCGCUUAUCGGUGUCCUGACUGCAGUCACUGGUGAUCUGGCGUCACACUUCGGCUGCACAAUAGGACUGAAGGACUCUGUGACGGCUGUGGUGUUUGUGGCACUGGGAACAUCGGUGCCAGACACAUUCGCCAGUAAGGUCGCCGCCAUCCAAGACCAGUACGCUGACGCCUCCAUUGGCAACGUCACCGGCUCCAAUGCCGUCAACGUUUUCCUCGGCAUUGGCGUAGCAUGGACCAUCGCUGCCAUCGCCUGGCGCUCCAAGGGCCAGGCCUUCAAGGUGGACCCAGGAAACCUGGCCUUCUCCGUCACCCUCUUCACCAUCCUGGCCGUGUUGUGCGUAGUCACACUGCUGUACCGGCGGCGGGCGACGGUGGCCGGCGGCGAGCUGGGUGGGCCGCGGACUUGCAAGAUGCUAACGUCGCUGCUGUUCGUCUCAAUGUGGUUGAUUUACAUCCUGCUGGCUUCACUGGAGGCCUACUGCCAUUUACCAGGGUUUUAAACGGAGAGGAAAGGGGAGGGUGAGAGACCCACUGCCAAUAUGAAGAGAAAGAGAGAGGGAGGGUUGGAGGAGUCUGGAGGAAGACAGGAUGAUGAGAGAUGAGGAGUAGAGGUGGAUCAAUAUGGGCCGAUUUUGAUAUUUUUAUGGAGUCAGCAGAUCUUUUCAAUUUUCUCCUUUUUUUAAAGUCCAAAAUUUCCAGUGUUUCAGAUAGAUUUAUUUUUCUCUUUCCAUUUAUUUAUUUAUUUACUGAAAACGAGUGUAUACCAGUAUGAAACAUUAAAACUCCUCAAAUAUAUCCAAACAUUCUUUUUGCUUUAGCAGACCUUCUGUCUGUCCAGUGAUGGAGAAACUUGUAGGAUACGUUAACUCUUUGAAUUUAGAGUUAUUUAACAGAGAGAAUUAAUGAGAAAAAUGCAACACAGGUCUUAAGGAGCGCUUUUAUGUUACCUCAUCCAUCAUCACCCGUGGGAAACACAGUUUAAUGGUUAAUAUAAGGCUAAUAUCGUUGCAGUAUAAUGGCAAACCAGCAGGAGAGAAGAAGAGACAGACAGUGAGGAGAGCUUUUAGCCGGCCUCCGAGGGGAACAGUGAGGAUGAAGAAGAAGGAUAGGGGUGAAAGAUAAAAGAGGGAAAGCUAAGAGAGGAGGCUGCAGGCAACAACACUAGAGAAAGGUCUGGAUAAAGUCAAUGGGGAGACUUGAGAAAAUACGACAGAAAUAAGUAAAAGAAGAAGACAAGAUGGGGAAAAUAUUAUUCUACACGCCCUCCUCACGCUCUCUCUCUCGCUCCGUCCAUCUUUGCUGUCUCUCGUCGUCACGGGAACAGUGGAUCCUCCUAUCAUACUGUACCCACUGAACUCUAUCUAAUACUACCAGUGACUUAUUUCUUUUAACCCCUCUUCUCACACACACACACACACACACACACACACACACACACACACACUUCGGGGCCCUCAGGUGAAUCUGCAGUGGAGGACCACUCACUAACUUGCGGGCGAACAGGCAAGAUCAAAACAGACAACUUUUUUCCUUCUCUUUUUAAAAAACACUGUGCGAAAUAGUCCUUCCACCCCACAACACACACACACACACACACAAACUGUACACCCCCUUCCCAACAAACAAUCUGCAGACUUUACACACUCCUCCAUCCCUCCCUCUUGCCUUACUCUUAUCUCCCCUGUAGGAAUUGUCUUAAAGUUGUGAUAACGAAACGCUGUAGUCACCACCAACCAGUCCUCUUUUUUAAUUGAGCCAAUCCCAAGUCCCUUUCCUUUUACGCCAAUCAACAGCCUCGUUUAUCCCGCUAUGGAUCCCCCUCCUUUUUUUCUAAACUUUUCAAUGGCGUUACGUGUUGAUGUUGUUACCGUGCAAUUGUAAAAAAAAAAUAAAUAAAUAAAGAGACAUAUAAAUAUUGUAUGGAGGGAUAGAGAUGAAAAAGCAGGUGGUUUGGAAGAUGGAAUGUAACGUGGAGGAUCAAGACGUUGGAUUAGCACCAGGAGGAAAUCUCAACAGUUGGAAGACGGAGCAAAAGAAAUGUUUGAUAAACAGAGUGAAGAUUAGAAACAUCUGGAGAACCAACGAGCAAGCAGUCCACCUAGUAAUAGUUGUCUUUCUUGCAAUGAAGAAGCGUUGUGCACUACACGUUGUGCUGUUUACACUCUAAUGUUGCAUUAAAUGUCGAGGAAAUGAACAUGUGAACAAGCAGAACUGGAGCCAAACAGGAAAUGAACCAAGAGACAUCAACAAACAAGGUUGGACGAAUCAGAAUGAAGGAUCUCACUGGUUGUGACCUUGACAAAGACCAAUGGUUAUGACAUUGUUGUUGAUGACAAAUCAAAACUAUGACCAUACCCAGUGUUUCUAAUUGUACAUGGUAACAUAAGAAACUUUUAUUGAUGUGUGUGAGAAAACACUGAUAUUUAAUUUAUGUGAAGUUCCCCUCUUUGUAAAGAAAACCCUGGAAGAGGAACAGGACGAUCCACGUGAUCCCCUUUUUCCUCUGAAACACAGUUCAGGAAGACAUGUUAAGGAAAUCCAUCGCAAGGAAAAAAAAGGCUGUAAGAUGUCUAAACCUGAGAUGGUUCACAGGCAGAGAGGAGAGUCGAACGCUCUGAGUGAAAAUGUACGGCAGCUCUGAAAUAUCACACGACUGUUCGGCAGCAGUUGUAACGUUGGGACAUUUCUUUGUAUUCAAAACACACAUCACAAGUCCUCUGUUGUCCAGAGAUUUAAUAGAAAAACACUGUCACAGAUCACCAUUCAUUUUUCAGUGUGCAGUUUUACCUCGCAGGUGUUGUACAAGCCCCACAAGCUGUCAGUUGUAGUUGAAAAAAAACUGGCACAUUUAAAUUCAUAAAGGUGUUCACACUACAGAUAAAUGUGCUUAAUUAUUGGUAUUUAUAUGGGUACGAGCCUGUAUCUGAAGCUGUGGUAUUUAUUUUGUUUUUGUGAAACAUUUGUUGAUUCAGGCAUUGUGUGUGAAAGUGAAAGUAAGAUAUCAGAAUAGCUUAAAAUGACGAUAUUAUGCCACAUAUCAAUCAUAUUCUUAGUGUUUGUGUGGAAUCCAGAGUUAUAUUAUGUCUGUGUUGAUACCCCUGUCUUGCCCAGGGGCCGGGCUGCAGCUGGACAGAAGGGAUGGCAUAUGGUUUGUCAGUGCAAGUAACUAUUGAGUGUAUUCCAUUUGUUAACAACAGCAUAGAAGGAAAAACUCUGCAACCAUUCCUCCCUUAACUGCCCACGGAGCUCACUGUCAACUUCAAGGAAAAUCCUGAAAAGAAAACAAUAAUUUAGCUUUUUGUUCACUAAGAGAAAAAUGGGACUGAAAACAACAAUUUACCUGCUCACCAUCCGCCUUGUUGAAUAUGGACAAAUUACCAGCUGCUUUCAGCUCAAUGUAAAUGCAGGCUUCACCGAGCCAGCUCAGUUGUGACCAGACUAAACACAACACGAGCUUGUCCGAUUCAGCCUUGGCAGAGUCAGUGCUCCCACAAAUGGAAGAUAAGUGGCGAUUUGGAGCAGAGGGGCAUUGAUCCGCUUGGGUGAAAAUGCCUGUAUGCUUCACCCCUUCCUUGCACUUUCUGACAGCUAUAAAGGAACGAAAGGAGAAAUAUUCCAAUCUUUAAUCGUACAAAGGUGCAGUGAAUCCUACUGUGAUUCAUUUAACAACUGUUUUCCAGCUCAAAGCUGCUGCAUCAGCUGAUUUCAGACAAGCUCAGCCAAGAUUCAUUGAUAGAAGGAGUUUGGCCACCUGCCAUGAUGUUCGAUUUCAAAGGAAUAUUUCUUGGCUGCAAAUAUUUAACAUUGCUGUCUAGAUAUUAGACAAAAUGGCACGCCCAGAGUUUCCUCCUCACAGAGGAGCUGCCUGAGAGCUCACAGGGAUCAGCAUGUUAAGUGCUUGCAAAGCUGUAGCCAGGAUUUAUAAGCACUGAGGUCAUGAGUCUGAGUCCCCCCUACUCCCUACACUCCACAGAAAAGUUUCUCGAACCCCAAAGCGAGCGUUCGGUUAGCUGUUCCAUUAUAUUUCCAUUUGAAGUUACUCUCCUACAUGCAGAUUGAAAUGUUUAAAGCCUCAACAUUACUGACUCAUUUGUUUUUAAGCUAACAGCUCCGUGAAGCUACUGCUUAGGCACAGCAUUGUUCGAACUAAAUUCUAACGUCAGCAUGUUAGCAUGCUAAAAAUGCUAACAUGCUCAUCACCAGGGUCAUUGUCUUAGUUAAGUGUGUCAGCAUGCUAGCAUUUUUCAAUUAGCACUAAACAACUUGCAUCUGAGGCUGACAGGAAUGUCAAUAGUUUAGCAUGUAUUUGGUCAAAAACAGAAGUACUGGACAAGUUAGAAUUUUCAGCUGAUGAUAGCGCAAUCAAAGGGUUCACCAAAGUGGUUCCUGUACAAAUCAUCAUGUGGAGAAUUGUUCAGCUCCCAUUCUUGUUCAGAGCGGCAAAGUGUCCCAAAUGAUCAGGGGAUCCGUUCUUCUCUAAAACCUUGAGUUUUUAUACCUUUUUCUCUAUUCCUACAUGGACAUCCUUCAUCAGAUCUCCUUCUUUACUGCCCCGAAAUGAAAAGUCACACAUAGCAUGAUCACCUUUGCUAUGAUAAACAAGUGCUACAUGACCAAAACUUUGUGUCCUUUCCUAAAAGUUCAGUACUUCAGUAGGCUACCCCCAAGCAACCCUGGUCAUGAACCCAUUUUUGCUGAGCUUUGCUGAUCUGUUAAUCAAACGAUCUAUUUUAAUUCAGGUACUUCCCGUUUUCACCAGCCAUCGGUGUCUACUCAGCAGUGCCUGUACUUUCCACCCGUCCUUUCAUUUCCUGAUGUUGUUCUCCUUUGGUGGUUCCUCUUCGCCACUGGGCCCUGGCUCUGCCUGUGGUGGUGACAGGUCACUUAUUAGUGACAUGCAGGUUAGGUAAUCGAUCAUCAGCUCCAGUUCCUCCUCCUCUUUUUCUUCUUCUGGAUCUUCGGUGGUUCUGUCUUUUUAUUAGGUUCUUCUGGUGCUGCUUUGUUUUGCUCGUUUUGUGUUUGUGAUUCAACAGGGUUAAUAUCUGACCUUUUUCUCUCAUGGAGGUUUCGAGGCCUCCUAUAAGGCCUUCUGGAUUUUGCAUUGACUUUGACAAAUGUCAGAACCAAAUUUCAUAGCAAUCCAUUCAUUCAUGUGUGUAGGCAUUUUACUCAAAUCCACAAAAAUGAACCUCAUGGUGAUGCUAGACAGACAAGUCAUGAAAUUACCAAAGUCCUUGGUCCUGGCAACAUGAAUGUUUGUACAAAGUUUCAGUGCAAUAUACCGAAUAGCUACAGAGCUAUAUCAGUCUGGACCAAACCAAUGUUGUCAUCCCUAAAGCCAUGCUGCUAGCAUGGCUAAAAACACUGAAUUCAGGCUGCGAAAGACCUGCCACAUGGAGGUUUCUAGAAUGUUAUGUCCCUCACAAUCUCUAAAAUGCCCUGAAAACCCCGAAAGACAUGACCUCAGUGUUCUGAAUCAUAGCUACAGCCCUGGAUGCUUGUUGACAUGGUGAAUGAGCUGAAACUGUCUGACUAACCAUCCAAAUCCAUUCAUUUCUGUAGUAUCCUAAAACGUAGGAGUAAACCCUCUGUGACGAAGGUCAUCAGCCAGCCACCAGUUUUGACAUGACUGGCACGUUGGCACGUCUCCUGGCCUUUCGAGACGCCAGGACGUCUGCCGGGCCAAACUCUGUUUCUCAAUGACUUAAGCUUCCGUAACAGUUGCCAGUUUAAGAAUGAGUGGGCUGGAUAAUAGUACUGCUGACGCCACAGGAACACAGGAAUACUGGGACUGAUUUAGAAAUGUAGGCUUUUUAAAGGUUGAUAAGCCUUGCUGGAGGACGACUGAGUGUGUGAGUGCAUCUGAGUGUGUGCAUGCUUUCUAAGUGAGUGAAGAAAUGCAACCAUAUUUUUAGUCUCUUGCCUGUUGCUUAGCGACCAUCUAUCUGCAAGCCGUUGUCCUCUUGACUGUUGCUGGUGUGUGUGAGACGUAUGUGUGUGUGUGUGAUCGUCUUUUGAUGUUUCUCACUUUGUAUGCCUGCCCUUCUUCUUCAGUGAAUGUGACAAUAUAGUUUCUCAUUCAUAUGUUCUCUCUCUGCGGGUGAAUCUCAACAUAUAUUACUCUUCAUAUGUUCAGUUUUUUUUUUUUUACGUGUGUUUCUUUUACUUUAUGUUUCUUGUGCCUCCCCUUGUCUGCAUGUGUAUCCAUUGUGUGUAGAUCUACAUGCGUAUUUGUGCCUUUGUGUGCUUGUGUUUGUUUGUGUCGGUUGGUGUUGUAAUCUCCUUAUAAGGGCUCGUCCCUGUGUGUCCCUGGCUGAGUCCAAUAUGCUAGAUUAAUGAAUUAGAAUGCCAACCUGACCCACAGUAAAAAAUGCCUGGAAAUUGGAUUCCCUUCCUUGUGUGUGUGUGUGUGUGUGUGUGUGUGUGUGUGUGUGUGUGACAGUGAGAGAGAGGCAGGUAGAUUGUGCCUGGUACUCUCCCUUGCUGUGUGUGUGUGUGUGUGUGUGUGUGCCUGUCGAAUCAGAUUAGAUAUAUAAUAGAUCUGGCUGGUGAUCAAGACUGGGAAUAGAUGGUGGCACACUGCUUGAAGAAGUGUGGUGUGUGUGUUUGUGUGUGCGUGUGCAUCUGUGUGUGUAUAGUAUGUGAGAAACUGUCAUACAUUUAGGUUGCUGACUCCACACACUGACUGGCUGAUGGCUAGCAGACACACACUCACAUGCACACAUAAAUAUAAACAAAUGUACUGUACAUGCAGAAAACCAGAGGAUCGACACGCUGCUGGUACUUGGUAGCUUGGGCAUGUUUGAAUCUUUACAGUCUAUUAAACUAUUCUUAUUUUCCAGUAAUGUCACACUUCAGUUUAGUUAGAAAAAGACUACAGUGACGUGGGAUGAAAACUGAAAUGUAUUUAUUUCACUCUGUAAGUACAUGGUUGCUUGUUUUUGCUGUGCAUAUGAGUAUGUGUAUGUUAGGGGUGUUUACAGACAUCACUAUAUGUAUCUAAGUUUGAAAUAUAAUAUUUAUUUGUAUUCUGGCACACCUUUAAUUGUUAAUGACAGUAGCUGCUGUCAUAUUUACAUUAUACCUAAUACAUUUUUUGUAAUUUAAAGGUAUACUAUGCAGGAUUGUCGGUUGCCACUCGCCAGUAAACGCUAUACAGAAAAAAUACAGCAAAAAAUACACCACCACACACUUCCAGUGGGUCAUAAGUGGUGAUCAAGAGGGAUUACUUCUGUACUUCUUUUAUAUGAGAAUCCUGCAUCGUAUACCUUUAAUUAUUUUGAUGUUGUUACCAUAUAAGACGUAAAAUUUAAACAUAUUGAGUCAGAUAAAACCUGGCAUGUAUUUAAUGGUUGAAUGUCACCCCUCCCAAUCUGCUAAAACCCCGAAAUUCAGGGGAAAAUCACCAAGGACAUGACCUCAGUGUCCUGGGUGUUAGCCACAGCCCUGCUGACUCUGCACAUUCAGCUGCAGUGAUGCACAACAAUGAGUUAAUUUCUUCAAUGCCGUUGUAUGCUCUGGGAAACAUAAAGAUGUAAUGUAAAGGAUUUGGUUUCUGAAUUCAAAAAUAAUGCUGAACAAGUUUUAAAAAAAUCACAUUUUAGAUUUGGAAACAUCCGAAGAAUGUGUGUGUGCCAGUGUGUGUGUGUGUGUGUGUGAGAGAGAGAGAGAGAGAAUUGUGUUAAUCAGCCGCUAUUUAUAAGUGUUUUUUAUUUUCUACCUUUCUUUUCUCCCUCUCUCUACUAUUAGCCACUCAAUUGCUCUCUACUUUCUAAAUAUUUAUAUAUUUUAUCACUUCAUAUUCUUCAUUUUAUUGAUAUAUCAUGCAGCCCUAUUUAUGAAGUCACAAAGUGCUUUUGAUAUGAAUAUCUGGUAUUUUAAUUUUUCCAUUUAUUUUAUUAUUGUACUCUUAUGGUCGAUAUGUUUCCAUUGUUUGUGUUGUUUUGGUGAUUUGUUUUGUAAAAAUAAAAAGCCCUCAGAGAGUAGAACAGCAAAUUAGCCUAGUAACAAAUUACAAUAAGUGUGCUCUUAUCCUUUUUAUUGUGUGUGUAUGUGUGUGUGUGUGUGAGAGAGAGAGAGAGAGAGAGAGAGAGAGAGAGAGAGAAUGCGAGCGUGUGUGUGGACGUGUGCAUUUCUUCAUAUCAUUCCAUUCACGAGUGUGUCGAUGCAUGAAUUAAGCUCAUUCUGAAUACAGUGUUGAUGUUGGAACUGUCGUAGUAAAGAGUAAAGUAUUUUUAAACGAAGAAAAUGACAUGACAUGAAAAACGAUAUAGAUGUUUACAAAGACCAAACUUUUCUUUUCUCAUUUUUUUUUCUCAAAGAUGAAAUAAAACUUGACUGGCAAAUGCUCA
Molecule: messenger RNA, 10940 nt
Organism: Epinephelus lanceolatus (giant grouper)
Lineage: Eukaryota; Metazoa; Chordata; Actinopteri; Perciformes; Serranidae
Gene: slc8a4b
Product: solute carrier family 8 member 4b
Biological process (GO): cell communication; calcium ion import across plasma membrane; sodium ion transmembrane transport
Cellular component (GO): postsynapse; sarcolemma; axon
Molecular function (GO): calcium:sodium antiporter activity
Source: RefSeq, a predicted model, not a curated record